Molecule: messenger RNA, 6472 nt
Organism: Paramormyrops kingsleyae
Lineage: Eukaryota; Metazoa; Chordata; Actinopteri; Osteoglossiformes; Mormyridae
Product: 1-phosphatidylinositol 4,5-bisphosphate phosphodiesterase beta-1-like
Biological process (GO): phosphatidylinositol metabolic process; lipid catabolic process; release of sequestered calcium ion into cytosol
Cellular component (GO): nuclear speck; cytoplasm
Molecular function (GO): calmodulin binding; calcium ion binding; phosphatidylinositol-4,5-bisphosphate phospholipase C activity
Source: RefSeq, a predicted model, not a curated record
UUGAAUGCAGUCAAUGAGUCAGUGUGGAGACCAAGUCACUUUAUCUGCUCCGUCCCCCUGCCUGAGCCGUCAAUAGCAAACCGCAGAGCUGCCUUUUUCAUUCUCUAACAGCGCUGUUACGGCCGGACGACUCUGUAAUAAACUAAAAGCCGCUGCUUGUCAAAAUAUAAAAAUUAAAAAGAUCCAGUUUGGCUUCAGAACAAGGAAACAACAUUAAUUCUCCCAGAUCUCGUUGUUGUUUUGUUUUAAUUUUAUUUACCAUUUAUUUUUUUAGUGUAAAUGUGUAAAUGGCAGGGGCACAGCCCGGAGUUCACGCCUUGCAGCUCAAACCCGUGUCCGUUUCGGAAAACCUGAGAAAAGGAAACAAAUUCAUGAAAUGGGAGGAUGAUUCUACCGUGGUAACCCCCGUGACCUUGCGAGUCGACCCGCAAGGAUACUUUCUGUACUGGAUAGAUCAAAACAAGGAAACUGAACUUUUGGAUAUUUCAUAUAUCAAGGAUGCAAGAACGGGGAAGUGGAGUCGGACGCCAAAGGAUGCCAAGGUGCGGGAACUGCUGGACAUGGGGAAUGUGGUCGGGCGGAUAGAAAGCAAAAUGCUGACGGUGGUGUGCGGCCCAGACAUGGUGAACAUCACCUACAUGAACUUCAUGGCCUUCCAGGAGGAGGUCGCCAAGGAGUGGGCAGAUGAGCUGUUUGAUCUGGCGUCCAACCUGCUAGCCCAGAACAUGCCCAGGGAGUCGUGCCUGGAGAAAGUGUACAUGAGGCUGAAACUGCAGCUGAACCCCGAGGGCCGCAUUCCUGUCAAGAAUAUCUUCCGGAUGUUUUCUGCUGACAGAAAGCGUGUGGAGACGGCCCUGGAGAACUGCAAUCUUCCUUCAGGCAGGAAUGAUUCAAUUCCCCAGGAUGAUUUCACACCAGAUAUCUUUCGAGUUUUCAUAAGCAACAUCUGCCCAAGACCAGAGAUCGACACCAUCUUCUCAGAAUAUGGCGCUAAGAGUCGGCCCUAUCUGAUGGUAGAUCAGCUGACCGACUUCAUAAACAGCAAGCAGCGGGAUCCACGGCUUAACGAGAUCCUGUACCCGCCGCUGAAGGCCGAGCAGGUACAGCUGCUCAUUGAGAAGUACGAGCCCAACGUGAGCAUGGCCAGCAAAGGACAAAUAUCAGUGGAGGGCUUUGCCAGGUACCUGAGUGGGGAGGAGAACAGCGUGAUCCCACCCGACAAGCUGGACAAGAGCGAAGACAUGACACAUCCCCUCUCCCACUAUUUCAUCAACUCCUCCCACAACACCUACCUGUCAGCGGGCCAGCUGGCCGGCAGCUCCUCGGUGGAGAUGUACAGGCAGGUGUUACUGACGGGAUGCCGCUGCGUGGAGCUGGACUGCUGGAAGGGCCGCACGCCUGAGGAGGAGCCCAUCAUCACGCACGGCUUCACCAUGACCACCGAGAUCUCCUUCAAGGAAGUCAUAGAGGCGAUCGCAGAGUGUGCAUUCAAGACGUCCCCCUUCCCCGUCAUCCUGUCCUUCGAGAACCAUGUGGACUCGCCAAAACAACAGGCCAAAAUGGCUGAAUAUUGCAGAUCGAUAUUUGGCGAUGCUUUGCUAACAGAAUCACUUGAGAAAUACCCACUGGAGGCCGGAGCCCCACUGCCCAGCCCACAGGAGCUCAUAGGGAAGAUACUCAUCAAGAACAAGAAGAAGUCCCCCAAGUCAUCAGAGGACAGUGUGAAGAAGAAGCUAGCAGAGCAGGCUUUGAGUGCCCUCAAUGAUUCCUCCUCCGUGUCCUUCGAAACCCCAGCCCCCCCUGCAGGAGAAGUUGAAGCUGAAAGUGAAGAUGAUGAAGAUGAUGAUGACGACUGUAAGAAGUCAUCUAUGGAUGAGGGAACAGCAGGAAGUGAAGCUUUUGCCACUGAGGAAAUGUCCAAUCUAGUCAACUAUGUCCAGCCUGUCAAGUUCUACUCGUUUGAAGCUUCAAAAAAAAGCAAUAGGAGUUAUCAGAUGUCUUCUUUUGUGGAAACUAAGGCUCUAGAACAGCUUACAAAGUCACCCGUUGAGUUUGUAGAGUAUAACAAGCUUCAGCUCAGCCGAAUCUAUCCCAAGGGCACCAGGGUGGACUCCUCAAACUACAUGCCCCAGGUGUUCUGGAACGCGGGCUGUCAACUGGUGGCGCUGAACUUCCAGACGAUAGACCUUCCAAUGCAGCUAAACCAGGGCUUGUUCGAGUUCAAUGGGAAGACCGGGUACCGGCUCAAGCCUGAGUUCAUGAGGAGGCCGGACAAGAACUUCGACCCAUUUACGGAGGUCACAGUGGAUGGGAUUGUAGCCAAUACCCUGUCUGUGAAGAUUAUAUCUGGACAGUUCUUGUCAGACAAGAAGGUCGGCACAUAUGUGGAGAUAGAAAUGUUCGGACUUCCUGUCGACACGAAGAGGAAAGCAUUCAAGACAAAGACAUCACAGGGCAACGCUGUGAACCCCGUGUGGGAGGAUGAGGCCAUAGUGUUUAAGAAGGUAGUGCUCCCCACUCUGGCGUCACUGAGAAUAGCCGUGUUCGAGGAAAGCGGGAAGUUCAUUGGCCACCGCAUCAUCCCUGUGUCUGCCAUCCGCCCAGGUUAUCGUUACAUCGGCCUCCGAAAUGAAAAGAGUCAGUCACUGCUAUUAUCGGCCCUUUUUGUUUACAUUGAAGUCAAGGACUAUGUCCCUGACACCUUUGCAGAUGUGAUUGAGGCACUAUCCAAUCCUAUCAAAUACGUCAACCUGAUGGAGCAAAGGGCCAAGCAAUUAGCAGCUCUCACCCUGGAGGAGGAAGAGGAGGAGGACGAAGGGAAGGAGGUAGAACCGGGGGAUGACGACCCAUCCGAACCUAAGAAUGAACCCAAGCCAAACCCGGCGGAGAAUGGGGUGAGCCACCCCCCAUGCAGCACCCCCCGACCCCCGUGUCAAGUGCCCAACCAACCCCAGUCCAAAGGGUCACUGAAACCAGCUGCAAAAACUGAAGAUAUUAUACAGAGUGUCCUGACAGAGGUCGAGGCACAGACAUUAGAGGAGCUGAAGCAACAGAAAGUAUUCGUAAAGGAGCAGAGAAAACAAUACAAGGAGAUGAAGGAGUUGGUGAGAAAACACCACAAGAAGACCACGGACAUGAUCAAGGAGCACACAACCAAGUACAAUGAGUUUCAGAACGAGUACUUACGAAGGAGGGCUGUCCUGCAAAAGAACGUCAAGAGAGACAACAAGAAACGGGUCCCACCAUCCAGUCCAGAGCAUGGCCUUUCAUCCCUGGAGCAGGAACUCUCAGACCUGGACCAGGAAUGCAACCAGAAGCUCAGGGAGCUUAAAGAGCAGCAACAGCAGCGACUCUUGGACUUGCGUCAGGAGCAAUACUACAGCGAGAAGCACCAGAAAAAGGAACACAUCAAACAGCUUGUGGAGAAACUGACUGCAGUAGCAGAGGAAUAUCAGAACAUGCAACUCAAAAAGCUAAAAGACAUCUGCGAAAAGGAGAAGAAAGACCUGAAAAAGAAAAUGGACAAGAAAAGACAAGAGAAGAUCAAUGAGGCCAAGUAUAAGGAGAAGAACCUCACAGAGGAAGAGAAACUGGAGAUCAACAGGUCUUACAUUAAUGAAGUGGUUCAGUCCAUUAAACGGCUAGAGGAAGCACAGAGCAAGAGGCAGGAGAAGCUUCAAGAGAAGCACAAGGACAUUCGGCAGCAGAUACUGGAUGAAAAGCCUAAGCUUCAGCACGACUUGGACCAGGAAUAUCAGGACAAGUUCCGCCGACUCCCGGUGGAGAUUCAGGAGUUUGUCCAGGACACCACUAAAGCCAAGGCGAGCGAAGACGGGGAGCCUGGCCCCCAGCCCCUCACCCAGACCGUGGGGGAGCCCCACACCGCAGGCCAGUCUGAGGAGGACGUUGAGGACGACGAGGGCGUGGAGAAAUCCUUCGACACACUGCUCUAGGCCGCUUCUCCGCCAACAUUGUCCUCAAACCCUCACUGUCUGUCUGUUUCACAGUUUUGUUUUCCUGCCACCCGUUGCCAUGGACGCGUCUCCCGGUUACGGAAGCGGCCUGUCACCUGGGUGCUGACGGCAGGAGCCCCAAGCGUGAAUGCUGCCCCCACCCCAACCCCCAACCCACUGUGCCCACUAUCUUGCAAUAUUAUCAGUGAGAGUAUAGCAACAGUGCAGCCAGUCUGCGAGAGAGAUGUUCUCCGCUUGUCAGCGUUUAGAAAUGCGCUAAGUAAAGAAAAUAACUGAAUUAAUGGUGUUAAGGAAAAAACAGAGGAAGGGGGCAGCCAAAGGUGUUAUGUGGACAGACGCACCCAGAAUGUGGCCCAGUGUAUCACUAGUGCGAGGUCCCAUGUUCCCAGUGCCGUCCAACCGGGGAACACGCCGUCACUUUGCUGUACGGAGUGUGCAGCAGAGCAGGAGAGAGAGAACGCGUACUGUAUACUGUAUACUGUAUACUGAAACGUCGUAAGGUAUCUGCAAGCUCACCUGGCUUGCCGCGUCCAAUUUGUCAUUUUGACCCACAGGAAUAUCUGUUGCUGCUGUUAAUAUGAUUUUCUUUGUAUACUGUGUACAAAACAGUACAUCUUUUAUAUCUUUUGUUUUUCCCAUUUUUAAAAAAAUGUUUGACUUUCAGAAUUUUAAUAAGUAGUUAUGCAUUAUGUGGUAAUCAGAUAAGAUUCAGAGAUGCAGGAAAGAGAAAUCUGCUCAUGAUGUAAAUGGUAUCUGUAAACGGAGAGCCUCCAUCUCUUUGUGUAGAGGUAGUUCGACUUGUUUUGAGUUUGUAGAAAAAUUUAAACUGAUGUACACUUGCACUUGAAGAAGAUCACGGUAUUUGUGUGGAUAUGUGGAAAGGUAAAGGUCCCCUGCACAGCGACAGCCCCCCCCCCACACACACUCUGCCUGGGACGCCUAGCGAGCGACUUGCGUAGUAAGAGAAGGUAAAGGGUGUAUUUCCUUCAGUUCCAGCAUUCAAGAGAAGGUUGAGGUAAACAAUGUGUAUACAUAGAUAUAUACUUAUGUAUCUAUUACAAAUAUGCUACAUAUAUAUAAUAUAUAUAAGUUACAAUAUUUUGUAUUUUAGGUUUUUUUUUUAUUAUUAAUAAACUGGGGAAUUACAGUUUCUGCCUUGAUUGAGAUUUUGAGCUGUUUUCAUCCUUCAUUUAUUGGACAUAUUUAUAAUGCAUAAAAUGGAAAUACUGUAGGUUCUUAAUUUGUUUAAAGUUUACAUUGAAAGGUAAUAGACUAAGAAGGUGAGAUUGUACUAAAGAAGACUAGAGAAUUAUAUAGGAUUCCUUAAGCGAUGGCUGCCAGCAUUUGUGGGUUUUAGCCCUGGUGUCUCCUGAUUGGCCCAUCGUUUCCUGUUUUCUGCCAUCUGUACUAAAGAGGUGAUGUUAAUAUGGCUCAGUGGUGUCUUUCUUUCUCAUGGCCUUUCUUCCCUUCAUCCCUCUUGCCAUGUUUGGAGUCCCCCUCUUUUCCUGUGGUUUAGGUCACCCCUCUUGUAUCAUGUUUUCAUGCAGGUAGUCGUCAGCUCUGUAAUUUCUACCGUUUUUAUUCUGUAAUUUAAAAAAAAAAAAAGUUAAAUGGCGGUAGAAGCUGUAAUUGAUACAUUUUAAUAUAUGAGGCUCCAGUGAAGGAUUUCUUUUUAUUUAGUGGAUGGCUUGUAUGAUUGUCUGAAAAGAUAUGCAGACUACAGUGUUCUGUGGUAAACAGGAAUUGUCAUAAUUUAAAAAACUCAAUAAAUAUGUUAAUUAUGGGAAAACAGUUUGGUUGACUGACUUAGUGACAGAGAUGACAAACAUGUUAAUUGAGCCUUAUUGCUUGUUCAUCUCUGAAGUAAGUGAAGGGUGUUUUUCAUGUAAUAUUUACAGCCUGAAAGCGAGAUAUCACUAGGGCAGAAAUUACCCAUGCCUGUAUUUUUCAUAUUGUCACCUUCCUUCAUAUAUUCACACAGACACAUAUGUGCAAACUAUAUAGUUUUAUAACUGUAUGUGAUUUAGUCAACAGAUAUACAAAAAAUUUGGAAAAAUGGAACUUGAUUCAGUAAAUACUGUACAGUGCUUAAGUCGUUGUGCUGAUUUCUUCAUGCAGUGUCGCACAUUUUCCAGCAUCCGUCAUUUAGUGACCAGAUUUUAAAGCUUCAGAAUAGAUGCAUGUUUACAAUUAAUCCCUGUUGUACAAACACCUUUAACUCAAUGUUGCUUUAGGAGUGCAAAACAGAUUAUGUUCUAAGUAGUGUUCUACCAGAAAUUUUACACAUAAUUUAACAUUUUGAUCACUAUCCACGCAUAAACUGUUUUAGUCUUUACUUGAAUGAAGUUUACACUGUGAUGUGAACAUGGGUUCCAAAAUGAGUCCCGAAGAGGAAUUUGUGGGCAAUGGGAUGUGUUUGACCUGUUUAAUGUUGAAUGUGUGAAAUGCAUUCUUGUGUAUACUGUCACUGUAUUAAAGCUGUAUUUCAAUAGACCGCA